CGUGUGAGUACAGAACGAAUCAAACGAAUCGAAACCACGCAGCGUAAAUUCAUAAUGGAUAUCUAGCAGCUGAUUACUGACUUCUAGGAAGUUUCUCACAAGAUGUCGGGGGGUAUUUUGCGUGACAAGCCGCUGGCAGAAUUUUCCUAUUACGCAAAAACUCUUUAAAUUGAAACAAACACUAUUACCAUUACUUAACAUUGGGAUGGGAGCUAAACCAAGUACUGUAGCACAAUCUGCUGGAGGCAAUGGGCAAUCCUCUACUGGAGCAAACGAGACUACCAUGCAGAGUUUUUCUAUGCUCCGCUCUCUACCUGGAGGUGUUAGCAUGUUGCAACAUCAACGUCAGCAAGGGAAUCAAUCUCAGACUUCUCGAGUAUCAGGGGACAGUAGGCAACGUGCUCGUUCCUUGAGUUCAGUGCCAGAUCUUCCUCCUGUAGAUCAAAGUAGUCUUGCUUCUUCUGUCGGUGUCGGAGUUGGUCAAGCACUUGGUCUACCACAACUUGAUUCGGAUGAUGCAGAUGAAGACGGUGGAAGAGUUUAUGCUGCCCAUAGCUUGCCUUCACAUAUUUGGUCCCUCAACGGUCUAAAGUGUCCUGUUUGCUCCAAAUUUAUUCUACCGGAUGAUAUAGAAUGUCACCUGGUCAUGUGCCUGACCAAACCACGUCUUAGUUACAAUGAAGAUGUAUUAUCUGAUGAGAAAGGAGAAUGUGUUAUCUGUCUUGAAGACUUACAACCUGGUGAUGUCAUAGCCCGUUUACCUUGCCUUUGUAUAUAUCAUAAAAACUGCAUUGAUAAAUGGUUUCAAGUGAACCGUAGUUGCCCUGAGCACCCUGGGGAUUGAUUUAUACCCAUUGAAUAUGGAAGAGCACAAUGCAACUUGUUGCUGACCCAGAAGACUCUCAUCUUGAUGGGAAUAAAAUGGGAGGAAACAGCAAAGAUUUGAAAAAAGCUAGUCAAGAUGGCUGCUAGUCCACUGUGGUGGUUGGUGCGUGUGGUUGUUCGACUGAAUGACACAUACUCAAUUUGAAUAUGAGAACAGACAUUUAAUUAAAUCCUUGAUUAUAUUACUUGUAAGCAGGGGACUUAAAAAUCGCCAUAAGAUUCAACGACACAAUGCUAUUACUUAUACGUAUCUGUAAUUAAUCUAUUAGUGCUCUAUAAGCUUAUUAUCAAUUGUACCAUAUUUAUAAAUUUUACUUAGUUCUACAUCUUGAAGUCGAAUUAGAGUUAAGCAAGAUGAUCUGUAUUGUUAUUGGUUAUUUCACCUUUUUUGGAAAAGGGGGUAGAAUGAAUGUUAGUCGAAGGGCCUGUAUAAUAAUUAGGCAGCAUCUAUUUUAAAUGAGUUAAUUAUAUUUUUAAUGAUUUAAUUACGAAUCUAAUGUUUCAUUUUUGUUGUCUGUUGGGGAAUGAAUACAAGAAAGGAUAUUUUUGAUACUUUCAUAAAAGGAAGAGUCGGAUAUAUAAAAGUUUUAAGAAAUGGACUUUUACUAGUAAUGCUGUUGAAGCUCUAACAACAAUAAAAGUAUACAUUUAAAUUUCUUUAUUAGAACUUAAAGUUUGUGAUAAAUUUCUUUUACUUUUUUAGAAAAUUGACAUUCUCCAAUUAUGGAAUGAUGUAACUUGCUAUUAGUUGAAAGUUAGUUAUUUUAUAAUUAAUAUCUUUUUUAUAUGGUAAGCAUUAACAUAACUCAUAGUAGUUUUUGUAACAGAAAUAAACAUGGUCUGUCAAUUUUCCAGUAAUAUACACGUUGUAUAUAUCUGAUUAGACUUGUAUUACAGAUGGUAAGAAGUCUAAUUAAGUGAAAAUUUCAAACCAAAUACAACUGCAAAAAUGAAUCAAGCAUUCAAUAUGUUAAAUGAUAUUAUGAAAUAAAUACAUAAAUUCUGUAUUAAUAAAACCAUUAAAUUUACUACUGUUUUUAAAAUUAUGAAUAGUGAAUGGUAUUGUUAUAUUUUUGUUUACGAGUAAUUUUAUUUAAGAAUAUAAAUUUCUACAUAAUAAAUUAAUGAUGGAAAGACGUUUUAAUGGUAUAGGUUUCCAUAUGACAUUCACGUUUCUGGGCAAUCGUUGAUCAUCGUGACUCGGUGGGAGCUAAUUAUUCACGGGGGUUAAGACCCAUAAUUGGUCGAAGAGGAGAGAAAACAGGAUAAUCAAGUGUAAGCAAAAUAAAAUAACAUGAUGAAGCAAGUCAUUGUUGCUGAUGUAAACGCACAGAAUGAGUAACCAUUAGUGGAAAUAAAAAGU
Nomia melanderi (Alkali bee) is the source of this 2248-nucleotide messenger RNA. RefSeq names its product E3 ubiquitin-protein ligase ZNRF1. Gene Ontology annotation, biological process: proteasome-mediated ubiquitin-dependent protein catabolic process; protein K48-linked ubiquitination. Gene Ontology annotation, cellular component: intracellular membrane-bounded organelle; membrane; cytoplasm. The record is from RefSeq and is a predicted model, not a curated record. Gene Ontology annotation, molecular function: ubiquitin protein ligase activity. NCBI's taxonomy places the organism in Eukaryota, Metazoa, Arthropoda, Insecta, Hymenoptera, Halictidae.